AUCUAACAACAGCUGUUUUCAUUGGCUAGCACGCUUUUUGUAGUAAACAAUUAUCAAAUUAUUAUUGUUAUUUUUCUUAAAUUCUUGAAAAAUGGUGCGAAAACUUAAAUUUCACGAACAAAAAUUGCUCAAGAAGGUUGAUUUUAUCACCUGGAAGGUCGAUAAUGCCGGCAAGGAAGCAAAAGUCUUACGUCGCUAUCAUAUACGCAAGCCCGCUGAUUAUACCAAAUACAACAAGCUGUCACGUGAGAUACGCACACUUUGUGAAAAAAUAGCAAAUCUGGAUAAGUCCGAUACUUUUAAGAUGGAGGCUGCAAUGAUGCUUCUGGAGAAGCUUUACCUCAUGGGUUUAAUCAGAAAUAAAGCUGAAUUGGAAGCAGCUAGUCGUGUGUCCGCGAGUUGUUUCUGUAGACGCAGAUUACCGGUGAUAAUGGUGAAAAAUCAGCUCUCACAAAACCUGAAAAACGCCACAGAUCUCAUCGAGCAAGGACAUGUACGUGUUGGUCCCGAUAUGAUAACCGAUCCAGCAUUUUUAGUAUCACGCAAUUUGGAAGAUUUCGUUACAUGGGUGGAUAGCUCGAAGAUUAAGCAGCAUGUGCUCAAUUACAAUGAUCAACGUGAUGAUUUCGCUUUAGUUUAAAUUUUAAAUAAAUUUUAACUUAUAAAAGAAAAGCCUCGUUUUAAGUAAAUACAAAAUAAGAAUAUUGUGCCUAAAAAAAUUCCAAAAUA
Messenger RNA from Ceratitis capitata (Mediterranean fruit fly), 729 nucleotides. RefSeq names its product U3 small nucleolar ribonucleoprotein protein IMP3. Gene Ontology annotation, cellular component: Mpp10 complex; small ribosomal subunit; small-subunit processome. The record is from RefSeq and is a predicted model, not a curated record. The transcript has 3 exons. Gene Ontology annotation, molecular function: structural constituent of ribosome; snoRNA binding; rRNA binding. Gene Ontology annotation, biological process: rRNA processing. Lineage: Eukaryota; Metazoa; Arthropoda; Insecta; Diptera; Tephritidae. The coding region runs from base 92 to 640 and encodes 182 amino acids.